Messenger RNA from Trypanosoma theileri, 598 nucleotides. Its product is annotated as putative KU70 protein. NCBI's taxonomy places the organism in Eukaryota, Euglenozoa, Kinetoplastea, Trypanosomatida, Trypanosomatidae. The annotation marks the transcript as partial. Gene Ontology annotation, biological process: double-strand break repair via nonhomologous end joining; telomere maintenance; cellular response to X-ray. The transcript has a single exon. Gene Ontology annotation, molecular function: telomeric repeat DNA binding; double-stranded DNA binding. The record is from RefSeq and is a predicted model, not a curated record. Gene Ontology annotation, cellular component: Ku70:Ku80 complex.
UGCGGAAGAUAUCCGUAGGGUUCCUACAUUACCGUGUUUUGGUGUAGAUACAACUCCCAAACCAGAGGAAGUUGAUCUCGCUAAACGCAUUAUCUCAUCCUUGUCUGUUUCCUAUGAUAUUCAUGCGGUACCGAAUCCCUUGCUACAACAUCGUCUCCAACUUAUGCAGAAGAUGGCACUACAACAAACAAAAACAACAAUAGCGAAAGAGAGUAACAACACGAAUGAAUUGCAAACGGUAAAAGAUUUGUCAUUACCAGAUCGUGAGGGGAUGAUGCAUUAUGCACAUCUCUUUCAGGAGUUCAAUAACACUGUUCUCGGACCUUCAUACGAUGCGGAUAAACUCUGCCAAUCAUGCAAACCAAAAGUUGUUGCAGGUGUGAAGACAUCCCGUGCAGGGGAAUUACCCGAUGACAGUGGAAAUGAUGCGAUUUCCCGACUGGUGAAAGGGGCGUUUGAGAAUAACGCUUUGCAGACAUUAACAGUCUUGCAAUUAAGAUCGUACCUAAAUGCUAUGGGUGAAAGUACUGAUGGAGCGCGACGAAAAGAUGACUUGAUUCAAGUCGUCACACGAGUAGUGAAGAGUCAGAGUAAAUGA